Molecule: messenger RNA, 1198 nt
Organism: Bursaphelenchus okinawaensis
Lineage: Eukaryota; Metazoa; Nematoda; Chromadorea; Rhabditida; Aphelenchoididae
Source: the annotation of a GenBank genome assembly
AUGCAUCGUACGUCAAGGCAACAGAAUCCUGUCUCCAGCAGGUCAACCAGAGUAAGUUAUAUUAAAUUGUUGUGUUAUUGUUUAGGAAUUACACUUUAUAAGUUCAAUAGAAAAGAAGCUAGAAGAACCCACAACUCUUCAUGUAAAUUAAAUUUCUGUAAAGUUUUUAACAGAAAACAUAUUACAUUGACAUCGUUUAGGACAUGCAUUCAAGACCAAUAAAGCCACCAGAAAGACCAUUGGUCCCGUACAUGAGGUUCAGUAGAAAGAUGUGGUCCAAAGUCAAGGCCGAGAACCCAGAAGUGCAAUUACUUGACAUUGGUAAGAUUAUUGGCCAGAUGUGGAGGGAAGCUCCAGACUCGGAGAAGGCCCAGUUCCAACAAGAGUACGAGAUGGACAAGAUUGAGUACGAACGUCAACUCAAGAGCUACCAGCAAGCAAUGACUAACCAGCAUGUAGCUGCAUCACGAAGUCGAGUUGCUGGAUUCACAAACAACAGUGCAGCAGCCAUUCAACCGGUCGAUGAUGAAGAUCCAUUUGAAAUGACGAGGAAGCGAGUAGCUGGAAUACGAUACGAUAGGGACAACCGGUUGAUGAGUGAAGUGUUCUCAUCAGCAGCGCUGCCUGAUACUCGAACGCUGGUCGCUCAAUCCAGAAUCGACCAGCUAAAGAGACAAGCUGGUUCUUUGUCUGCACAUCAGGUAAGAAGCAAAUUUGAUAUGUGCUGGAUGAGAUAUGUAUUUUGUAUAAGUUAACAUUACUCAAUAUUGUUGUCUUUGUCUAUUUCUUCUGCCUUAAAUCUUCUCUUAUUAAGGUACGUUUAUUGCAGAACAAACUGAAUGACGAGCUAGCAAAACUUGAAGAAGCAUUCCAAAGCCGCAAAAAGAGCUUAGAAGAGCAUAGCCAAAAGUUCAACGAAGAGAUGAAGAAGAUCAAAAACGACAAACCCGAGUUCAACGAACAAAAGUAUCGAGAGUACGUUGGCUUGUGGACAGAGUAUUAUCUCGAAGAGUUCAAGAAACAGAAGACAGAGGGAUCAGAGGAAACAGAGAAGAUGGAAGUAGAUGAAGAAAAGGCUAAAGAAGAGGAGGAAAAGAAGACCGAAGAACCAAAAGAAGAAGAAUGUGAGCAGAAUUCUGAAGAUUCUCAAGAAAAGAGUGGUGACGAAAACUCACAAAAUUCGGAAAGUCAACCUUAA